AUAACUAGACUGAGUUAAACUCUCGAAGACAGACGUGCGAUCCUUCUCUCCCCUUUUCUCGAACCAACCCACCGUAGCAAUUAGGAUUGAAUCCGGAGAAAAUCGAACCAUUUCAUGGCCGUUCCAGUUGAAGAAGCUAUUGCAGCUCUUUCCACAUUCUCAUUGGAGGAUGACCAACCAGAGGUCCAAGGGCCAGCAGUCUGGGUAUCAACUGAGAGAGGUGCAACAAAUAGUCCAAUUGAGUACAGUGAUGUUUCUGCAUACCGCCUAUCUUUAUCAGAAGACACAAAAGCUCUCAAUCAGCUGAACACCCUUAUCCAAGAGGGGAAGGAAAUGGGAUCAGUGCUCUAUACAUAUCGGAGUUGUGUCAAAGCACUUCCUCAGCUUCCAGAUUCCAUGAAGCAAAGUCAGGCUGACUUGUAUCUUGAAACUUAUCAAGUUCUGGACUUGGAAAUGAGUCGUUUGCGUGAGAUUCAACGAUGGCAAGCUUCCGCUGCAUCUAAGCUAGCAGCUGAUAUGCAACGCUUUUCUAGGCCCGAGCGACGCAUCAAUGGUCCUACUAUAACUCAUCUCUGGUCCAUGUUGAAGUUACUUGAUGUUCUGGUGCAACUUGAUCAUCUUAAAAAUGCAAAAGCAAGCAUACCUAAUGAUUUCUCUUGGUAUAAGAGGACAUUCACUCAAGUCAGUGUUCAGUGGCAAGAUAUUGAUUCAAUGAGGGAAGAAUUGGAUGACCUACAGAUUUUCUUGAGCACGAGGUGGGCAAUUUUAUUGAACUUGCAUGUUGAGAUGUUCCGUGUGAACAAUGUAGAAGACAUUCUUCAAGUUCUCAUAGUCUUUGCUACUGAAUCACUGGAGUUGGACUUUGCGCUUCUAUUUCCAGAGCGGUACAUUCUUCUUCGUGUUUUGCCUGUUCUGGUUGUCUUAGCAACAUCAUCAGAUAAAGAUAGUGAAUCACUGUAUAAGAGGGUGAAAAUCAAUAGGCUGAUCAAUAUAUUUAAGAAUGAUCCAGUCAUACCUGCAUUCCCAGAUCUUCAUCUUUCUCCAGCUGCAAUUUUGAAAGAGCUGUCGAUAUACUUCCCAAAAUUUUCUGCCCAAACUCGUCUUCUCAGUCUUCCAGCACCUCAUGAGCUCCCACCUCGUGAAGCACAAGAUUAUCAGCGGCAUUAUCUGAUCACCAGUCACAUUGGAGCGAUUCGUGCUGGGCAUGAUGACUUCACUCUUCGUUUUGCUUCAUCUAUGAAUCAGCUCGUGUUAUUGAAAUCAAUAGAUGGUGCAGAUAUUGAGUGGAGCAAGGAAGUCAAAGGAAACAUGUAUGAUAUGGUAGUUGAAGGUUUUCAGCUCUUAAGCAGAUGGACUUCACGCAUCUGGGAGCAGUGUGCAUGGAAAUUCUCCCGCCCCUGCAAGGACCUAGGUCCUACGGAAUCACAUGAUACUUCUGCAUCAUUUUCUGAUUAUGAAAAGGUGGUACGAUUCAAUUAUAGUGCAGAGGAAAGGAAAACUUUGGUUGAACUUGUUAGCUACAUUAAGAGUGUUGGAACAAUGAUGCAGCGGUGCGACACGUUGGUAGCUGAUGCCUUGUGGGAGACUAUCCAUGCUGAGGUCCAAGAUUUCGUGCAAAAUACAUUAGCCACUAUGUUGCGGACUACCUUCCGAAAGAAGAAGGACCUCUCUAGGAUUCUUUCUGAUAUGCGAACUCUUUCUGCGGACUGGAUGGCAAAUACAAGCAAGCCUGAAUCUGAGUUACAAUCAUCACAGCAUGGAGGAGAAGAAAGCAAAGGAAAUUUCUUUUAUCCAAGGCCAGUAGCACCAACUGCCGCACAGGUCCAUUGCUUGCAGUUCCUUAUAUAUGAGGUGGUAUCAGGUGGUAAUCUCAGGAAGCCUGGGGGACUCUUUGGAAAUAGUGGAUCUGAAUUUCCUGUCAAUGAUUUAAAACAACUGGAAACCUUCUUCUACAAGCUUAGCUUUUUCCUGAAUAUAUUAGAUUACACAGUGACUGUUGCAACUCUGACAGAUCUUGGUUUCUUAUGGUUUAGAGAAUUUUAUUUGGAAUCUUCUCGUGUUAUUCAGUUUCCUAUUGAAUGCUCUCUUCCCUGGAUGCUGGUUGAUUACGUGAUGCAGAAUCAAAGUGCAGGUCUCCUGGAGAGUGUUUUGAUGCCAUUUGACGUCUAUAAUGAUUCUGCUCAGCAAGCACUCAUUGUGUUCAAGCAGCGAUUCCUCUAUGAUGAAAUUGAAGCCGAGGUGGACCAUUGUUUUGAUAUAUUUGUAUCAAAAUUGUGCGACACUAUUUUCACAUACUACAAAAGUUGGGCAGCAAGUGAGCUGCUUGAUCCAUCAUUCAUCUUUGCCUUGGAUAAUGGAGAAAAGUUUUCUGUGCAACCGAUUAGAUUCACUGCACUACUAAAGAUGACUAGAGUGAAGUUACUGGGAAGGACCAUCGACUUAAGAAGUUUGAUUGCUGAGAGGAUGAACAAAGUGUUCAGAGACAACAUUGAAUUUUUGUUUGAUCGUUUUGAGUCUCAGGAUUUAUGUGCUAUUGUGGAAUUGGAAAAGCUCCUGAACAUUUUGCAGCUUGCUCAUGAGUUGCUUUCAAGAGAUCUUUCAAUGGACUCUUUCAAUUUAAUGUUGAACGAGAUGCAGGAAAAUAUAUCUCUGGUUUCAUAUUCUAGUCGACUUGCUUCUCAGAUUUGGACAGAGAUGCAAACCGAUUUCUUGCCAAAUUUCAUCCUCUGCAACACUACUCAGCGUUUUGUCCGAUCAGCAAAAGUACCUCUUGUUCCUACUCAGAAGCCAUCAGUUCCCUAUGCCAAGCCAAAUUUCUAUUGUGGUACUCAAGAUCUGAAUUCUGCACACCAAAGCUUUGCUCGAUUACACACUGGGUUCUUUGGUAUACCUCACACGUUCUCCAUCGUCAGGCUUCUAGGGUCUAGAUCAUUGCCUUGGCUUAUCCGAGCCCUUCUAGAUCAUAUAUCAAAUAAGAUAACUAACCUUGAACCGAUGAUAACUGGACUGCAAGAAGCAUUGCCAAAAUCUAUUGGACUACUUUCUUUCGAUGCAGGUGUUACAGGUUGUUCGAGGCUUGUAAAAGAACAUCUUAACUGGGGGUCAAAAUCAGAACUCAAAGCAGAGGUUCUUCGUGGAAUAAAGGAGAUUGGUAGCAUAUUAUACCUGAUGGGGCUUCUAGAUAUUGUUUUGAGAGAAGUAGAUACCACACAUUUCAUGCAAACAGCCCCUUGGUUGGGAUUGAUUCCUGGUGCAGAUGGGCAAAUAUUGCAGUCCCAGGAAGGGGCAGAGAGCCCUAUUGUCACUCUGUUUAAAUCAGCUACUGCUUCAACUGUGUCAAAUCCUGGGUGCUCAAAUCUGACAUCCUUCUACACCAUAUCGAAACAGGCAGAAGCUGCUGUUUAUUUUCAGGUAUUUAGCCCCUUCGGGGAGGCGGAGGAUAUGCCACUCAAGUCAAGGCUUUGGACAUGUGUGUGCGAGUACAUUUAUCUAUCAAAAAUUAAAUAAAUAAAUAAUCAUGAGAAAACAAUGAUCAGAAUAGGAUAUGUCUAAUACUCCUAUUGUAGAAAAGGAAGGAACAAGUUCCUAAUGCACUAGAAAUUACAUAUAUGUUAUGCUAAAAUAGGUAUUAAAAUUUGGUGAAGUGUAUAUACACCAUUAUACCCUCGAACAGGAAGAGGCAAGUAUCAAAUUAUUCAUGUUUAGAAAACAUUAAUAAGCCUGUUACAGAAAUUAGCGUAAGAAAAAGUGCUCAUUUGAUAUAUGAAGACAAAGUUGAAAAGAAUUUAAAAAAAAAAAAAAAAAAAAUGAUAAGGAAGAAGAGUAUAAAGCAAAAUCUCAACAUUCCUUUUUACUUAUGGACGUUAUGAUGGAGGGGCUCCCUUGCAAAUUAGGAAAAUUAUAAAGACCACAUAAACAGGACAUUAUCUCUCUCUCUAUAUAUUUGUAUAUACAAAUCUAGAUGCACCUAUCUUCUAUAUCAGAGGAAGAGUCUUAGGGCUAAAACUCCCCUGCAGAGAUAUUUAGAAGUAAAGAACGCUUGGUACUUGAUGUCUUCCACUCUUGAUGUAAGACUCCUCCAAGCUUGCUCCUGUCCUAUACUCUGGAUGUUAUGGCAUGCAAAUGUUUUCACGUCCAGUCUAAAUGAUAGAAGCUCCGUGUGAACUUGUUGUUUAUUUGUCCUUUAUUUUAGUGGUAGGUAAUUAGUUAAACACUGUUUUUGAAAAUUUUGAUCCUCUACAAGCCUUUUUUUUUUGUUUAAUUAAAAUCCCCUGUUAUAUUCUGAUUCUGAAGUUUCAUAUAUUUGUUCAUUUAUUCAUAAAUUUUGU
Molecule: messenger RNA, 4328 nt
Organism: Cornus florida
Lineage: Eukaryota; Viridiplantae; Streptophyta; Magnoliopsida; Cornales; Cornaceae
Product: protein PIR
Exons: 29
Coding region: 115-3507 (1130 amino acids)
Biological process (GO): regulation of actin filament polymerization; regulation of translation; cell morphogenesis
Cellular component (GO): SCAR complex
Molecular function (GO): small GTPase binding; RNA 7-methylguanosine cap binding
Source: RefSeq, a predicted model, not a curated record